CCAUUUCACUUCAAGGUCACAUAAACAAAAAAAAAACAAACAAAAAAAUGAUUAAAUAUGAACGUCUUCGUUGCACGGUUUCCGAAUGUCACGAGAGUGGCAUGCAAGACAGCAGCUCUAUGUUCAAGUUUCCUUCAAAGCCGAGCGUCAGGCUGAAGUGGAUGGAGAAUCUCUGCAUGCCAAAGGACGCAAAACUCUCGAAUCGACGGGUGUGCCGGCGACACUUUGAGCCGCACUGUUUCGGCAAGUCCAAAUUGUUCGCCUGGGCAGUACCAACGCUCUUUGUGGGCAAGACAGACGGACUGCACCAUGGCGCCGCAAAGAAGAAAAAGUUGGUGCGAAAGUGCUGCAUUGGGGAUUGCACGACACGAUCGCCGCCCGAUAGAUUGCACUGUUUUCCCACAGAGCCGCAGUUGCGAACAGAGUGGAUGAAGCUGUGCAGGCUUAAAGACGGACUAAAGUGGCCCUUCAUAUGCUCCAGACACUUUCGUCCGAGUCUGCUGCCCAACAAAAACAGCAAGUUGCCAAAGCAAGCCUUACCUGAACUGAAUCUUGGCACUGACACUGAAGAUCCCUUGGAUCUCCCUCUCAGGAACAAGGCUGAAGAUGAGGGAAUCGACGAGGACAAUUCGAAAGGUACUGAUGGCGCUGACUCGUGUCCAUCCUGCCAAGGAACCAAAGACAUCAGCGUUAACUUGCAACAACAGCUGGCUGCUGCUCUUCUUAGAAUACAGGAACUUGAGCAGAGACUUGAAGAUCACGCGGACACCGAAGAGGAGGAGUACAUUUUCAUGCUGAUGAAAUAAAUAAAGUACAUAUCU
This is a messenger RNA of Drosophila pseudoobscura, 821 nucleotides long. RefSeq lists its product as uncharacterized. Gene Ontology annotation, molecular function: sequence-specific DNA binding. The coding region runs from base 48 to 806 and encodes 252 amino acids. NCBI's taxonomy places the organism in Eukaryota, Metazoa, Arthropoda, Insecta, Diptera, Drosophilidae. The record is from RefSeq and is a predicted model, not a curated record. The transcript is spliced from 2 exons.